Messenger RNA from Callithrix jacchus (white-tufted-ear marmoset), 941 nucleotides. It is a transcript of the gene ROPN1, whose product is annotated as rhophilin associated tail protein 1. Lineage: Eukaryota; Metazoa; Chordata; Mammalia; Primates; Cebidae. Gene Ontology annotation, cellular component: cytoplasm; motile cilium. Gene Ontology annotation, biological process: sperm capacitation. The record is from RefSeq and is a predicted model, not a curated record.
UAAUCAUUAUGGUAUCCUCCUUUUCCUCCAAAUAAAAGAAAAUGGCUCAGACAGAUGAGCAAAGGUGCAUCCCGCUGGAGCUGCCAGAAAUGCUGAAGAAGUUUGCCAGAGCCGUCAUCCUGGCGCAGCCGGAGGACCUCCUCCAGUUUGGGGUCGAUUAUUUUGGGGCCCUGUGCCGUGGAGAGAGUCCUCCGGUGAGAGAGCAGUCUGAGCAAGUCGGUAACUGGACACAAUUAACACCGGAGCUUUUAAAGAUCCUGCAUUGUCAGGUUGCCGGCAGACUGAUCGUCCGUGCAGAUGAGCUGGCCCAGACGUGGAAGGCGCUGAAUCUCCCAACACAUCUGUUUAAGAGUGUGAUGAACAUGGGUCGCUUCACGGAGGAGAUCGAGUGGCUGAAGUUUUUAGCCCUCACUUCCAGUGCUCUGGGAGUUACUAUCACAGACACUCUCACGUUACUGUGUGAGGUCUUAUGUGACCACGAUGGUGGGCCACCCCGGAUACCUUUCAGCACGUUCCGGUUUCUCUACACGUAUAUUGCCAAAAUGCUUGGUGAGAUCUCUGCUUCACACGUCAGCAGGAUGCUAAACUACAUUGAGCAGGAUGUAAUUGGUCCUGAUGGUAUCAUCAGAGUGAAUGACUUUACCCAAAACCCUAGGGUUCAGCUGGAGUAAAAGCACAAUUUUGGCAGUUUUAAAGGAAGAUGCAGAGAUGACUGUACUUCAGAAUGACUGAAACCCAUAUGCCCUCCAAAAUCAAUCAUCAGAGUGAAUGACUUUACCCAAAACCCUAGGGUUCAGCUGGAGUAAAAGCACAAUUUUGGCAGUUUUAAAGGAAGAUGCAGAGAUGACUGUACUUCAGAAUGACUGAAACCCAUAUACCCUCCAAAAUCAAUUAUCUUGUACAACUGGCACACACGAAUAAACAAUUAAACAAACAUGAAA